AUGAACAUUAACAGCAGCAACAACAACAAUAAUAACAACAAUAACACCCAGUCCACUAGUAAUAUUAGUAGUAGUUGUAGUAAAUUAGAAGAACGCCUUGGUCAGAUACCCAAUAACAACAGAAAAUCGCCGCAAAUAUCAUCAUCCACUUCCACUUCUUCCUCAUGUACAGCUACCUCAGUUUCGGCCAAUCAUUCAAAUUCCUCCUCAGAUGCAGAAACCCUUAAGUCCACAACCAAUAAUAAUAAUACCAAUACCAACAACAACAACAAUACCAAUUCAAAUCUCACAAGCCAUUCGAACAGUAAUAACAACAAUAGCAACAACAACAACAGUAAUAUCCCCCUUGAUAAUAAUUUUAUUCUAAACACACAACUAAACACAAAUUUCUCUACAUCUAAUUUUUCUACCAUCAUUCACAUUGAUGUUCCUCCCGGCGGUCCAACCAUUUCUUCCUCCUCCUCCCCAUCGCCCAUUAAUGACAUUUCCUUGACCAUUUCCAAUACAACACCUACACCACCAAUCCCCCUACCACAAUCAAUAACCUAUUUAACCUCAUCAUCAACCUCUUGUUGUUCCUCACCAACUCACCAUCUCACCAAUUUAGAUACAAAUCGUCUUAGUCGAAAUUCACAAAGGUCUUCAUUGGGUACCGGCACAACAUCAACUUCUUCGCACAUACCCUCAUGCAGCAGCAGCAGUCCUUAUGGUGGUGGUGUGACCAGUGGCGGCGGCGGCAGUAACAUAAAACGCAACAAACGUUCCUUGAGUAGUACUCGCAUCGAAAAGGAUAAAUGUGAUGACAACUCAGCAGCUGCUACCUCUUCUGUUGCCAGCAUAACAACAACAACAGGCUCAUCAUCAACGUCCAGUAGUACUUCAACUCUAACCGGUGGUGGCAGUUUUCGUUCCCGUUAUCUUCGCCACACUACCUCCGGCCAUUUGGUAGAAUCGACAACGGCUUCCUCUACAUCUUCGGCAUCUACAUCGGGUAUACCCACACCCACUAGUCAAGGUAUGUAUAUGCCACGUGGCAAAUAUAGCUCGUCGGUGCUGGCUACCAACACCAGCGGCAGCAAUGAACGUGACCAACAGCAACAACAACACCAGCAGCAGCAACGUUUGUCACUUAAGCUGCGCAAAAAAAUAAGUUACUAG
Messenger RNA from Musca vetustissima, 1158 nucleotides. RefSeq lists its product as uncharacterized. The coding region runs from base 1 to 1158 and encodes 385 amino acids. NCBI's taxonomy places the organism in Eukaryota, Metazoa, Arthropoda, Insecta, Diptera, Muscidae. The record is from RefSeq and is a predicted model, not a curated record. The transcript has 2 exons.